Molecule: messenger RNA, 510 nt
Organism: Echinostoma caproni
Lineage: Eukaryota; Metazoa; Platyhelminthes; Trematoda; Plagiorchiida; Echinostomatidae
Source: the annotation of a GenBank genome assembly
AUGGUGGUACGUGAUGACGGCGGUGAAGAGAUCGAUAUCACGUAUGAUGCACCACCCCGAAUGGAUAGAGGCAGUUGGGGAGGAAAGUGCGAAUUCAUCAUGACCUGCAUCGGGUAUGCAGUCGGCUUGGGCAAUGUGUGGCGUUUCCCCUAUUUGUGCUAUAAAAAUGGCGGGGGUGCAUUCCUCGUGCCUUAUUUGCUCAUGCUAUUGUUGCUCGGUUUGCCAUUGUUCUUCCUCGAAUUCGCAUUCGGUCAGUUUGCCAGCUUGGGCCCCAUAUCCGUGUGGAAUAUUAGUCCUUUAUUCAAGGGUAUUGGUUAUGCCAUGGUCCUGGUCUCGUGGAUUCUUGUCAUCUAUUACCAGAUUGUGGUAGCGCAUUGUGUCUACUUUCUGGUGGCUAGCUUUACCUCACAUCUACCAUGGACCAACUGUGGGAAUUCGUGGAACAGUAUAUUCUGUUUUGACAACAGCAGUAAGUUUGUUUCUUCCUUUACUGCCCAGGACUCAACCUAA